Sinocyclocheilus grahami is the source of this 1151-nucleotide messenger RNA. RefSeq names its product A disintegrin and metalloproteinase with thrombospondin motifs 12-like. The record is from RefSeq and is a predicted model, not a curated record. Gene Ontology annotation, biological process: extracellular matrix organization; proteolysis. Gene Ontology annotation, molecular function: metalloendopeptidase activity. Gene Ontology annotation, cellular component: extracellular matrix. The transcript has 5 exons. Bases 99 to 1151 code for a protein of 350 amino acids. NCBI's taxonomy places the organism in Eukaryota, Metazoa, Chordata, Actinopteri, Cypriniformes, Cyprinidae.
AAUUCACUGUAAGAGAGUUCACUACGACCUUAGAUAGCCUUUCUCAAGAGUAUGUUCCUUCUCCAACUUCCUCUGUCCCUGCCAAACAUUACAGUAGCAUGACCUCAGCAGCUGGAACAACAGCUCUACCUCCUACAGAAAUGGAAAAUGAUUUUGAGCCCCCACUCUUCACUCCAAGUGAUAUUCCGUACACUACAAUUGCUACAGAGACUCAAAGUUGGUAUUCCAGAGCCAUUGCACCACCCAAAACUAAUGGGCCUAAAAUAGAGCCUUGGGGAACUCCGGUCCCCUUACCUCGCUGGACAGAGAUUGACAACAGUGAGAUUAUUAUUGCCCGAAUGCUGAGACCUGCUGGGCUUAAUCCCUCUCUGUCUACUCCUACUGAGCAGCCAUCUCAGGGCACUAGCAGUGAGCAUUCAGUGCAUUCUUCUAGCCCUCCGAUGCCCACUGGGCUGGUCAUGCUUUCUCUUUCCCCAUCAGCCUCUCCUGCACACUGGAAAAAAGGCAACUGGAGUGCUUGCUCAACAAGUUGCGGGCUUGGUGCCAUCUGGAGGUCAGUGUCCUGCAGCACUGGUGAUGGAUCAGACUGUGACUUAGCUACUAGGCCAGUGCCAGCACGCCGCUGCUACCUUCGUCCCUGCUCUGCAUGGAAAAUUGGAGAGUGGAGUAAAUGCUCGAAGAAUUGUGGUGUAGGAGUGAAGGUCAGAGAGAUUCAGUGUUAUGACACACGAGAUCAAAGGUUGCUGCGGCCUUUUCAUUGCCAGGCCAUCUCCCCCAGACCUCCUGUCCGAAUUCCUUGUAACAUCCACAACUGUUUAGAGUGGUACACAUCUUCUUGGGGGCAGUGUUCAGAGCUGUGUGGAGGUGGGGAGCCCCCAGAAACCAAGCAAGCAGGACUAAGGGAACCACCGACAUACCCGCAGUGGGACAGCGAGGUGGAGCGCAGGGACCCGACCCGGAAGGCAAAGUGUCCCGGAGUGGGUUCUGAGUGCGCGGACACUUACCUGGCUCCACAGUUGGGCAGGGUGCGCGUGAGGAGGCACCGUGUCCUCGAGCCGGGCUCUGCUGCCCGCUGGCGAAACAGGGAUGGAAGUGUUGAGGCUGUGUCUCGUACACUGCCAUCCUCACCCUCUUGGGACCCAGAGAAAUAG